Molecule: messenger RNA, 1828 nt
Organism: Eucalyptus grandis
Lineage: Eukaryota; Viridiplantae; Streptophyta; Magnoliopsida; Myrtales; Myrtaceae
Product: very-long-chain 3-oxoacyl-CoA reductase 1
Cellular component (GO): endoplasmic reticulum
Molecular function (GO): ketoreductase activity
Source: RefSeq, a predicted model, not a curated record
GCCUCCCUUGCCUCAUCCCUCUUUGCAUCUCAGCUUCUUCAGCGGUCGGAUUUUACAGCCAUCCCAAUCCAUACGGAAUCAACAAGUCGAAAGGAAAAAAAAAUUAAAAAAAAAUCAACACCUGGUCAUACGGAAUCGCACAUGAUUCGACGGCCCUGACAAUUGGCAAAGGUGAGAUUUACUCGUUGCAUGUGCAUCGAUGGAGGGCUCUCCCUGUCGCCCAGCGUCAUUGUUGAUCAGACGUGCAAGGAGUCUUGAUUGCAUCGGUUCGCAGCUCAUCUACUUCACCCAACUUCUCACUCUCUCUUGUCUCUCUCUCUCGGCAUUCAAUUCAAUCGCUCCCCAUCCGUCUCCAACACCCCCGACUCCGUCCUCGGUUGCCUAACCCUAACACCUUCCUCUGUUUUCUCGCCCUCGUCCUCCCUCCGUCCAACCUUAACCAACAUCACCAAAAAAGUUAAAGAAUCCUCCGCAGUCCGCCUAUAAUUCCCCCUCCAGACGAAACCCACAUCUUAGUUUUCUCCAUUAGCCCCUAGAUCCGCUCCCUCGUGCUCUGAAGCUUCGCCGAAAUGGAGCUCUGUUUCUUGGAUAAGCUCAAGAACCAGCCUUCAUGGGUCAUCUUCCUCUUCGCCCUCGGUUCAAUCUCGAUUCUCAAGUUCUCGCUCGCUGUUCUCAAGUGGGUCUACGUCAGUUUCCUCAGGCCCGCCAAGAAUCUGAAGAAGUACGGCUCGUGGGCGCUCAUCACCGGGCCCACCGACGGCAUUGGCAAGGGAUUCGCUUUCCAGAUUGCCCGGAAGGGCAUUAAUCUGGUCCUCGUCGGCCGGAACCCCGAUAAGCUGAAGGAUGUCUCCGACGCGAUCCUGGCCAAGUACGGGAAGGUGCAGAUCAAGACGGUGGUCGUCGAUUUCGCCGGGGACAUCGACGCGGGCGUCCGGAGGAUCAGCGAGACGAUCGAGGGGUUGGACGUGGUGCUGAUCAACAAUGUCGGCGUGUCAUAUCCGUACGCGAGGUUCUUCCAUGAGUUGGACGAUGAGCUGCUGAAAAACUUGAUUAAGGUCAAUGUGGAAGGGACCACCAAGGUCACCCAUGCUGUUUUGGCUGGGAUGAUCAAGAGGAAGAAGGGAGCUAUUGUCAAUAUUGGAUCGGGGGCUGCGAUUGUGAUCCCCUCGGAUCCACUCUACUCUGUUUAUGCUGCCACGAAGGCGUACAUCGAUCAGUUCUCCAGGUGUCUCUACGUUGAAUAUAAGAAGAGCGGCAUCGAUGUGCAGUGUCAGGUUCCACUGUACGUGGCCACUAAGAUGGCGUCGAUCAAGCGGUCUUCUUUCUUUGUGCCAUCGCCAGAAGGCUAUGCUCGGGCAGCUCUGGGGUCGAUUGGCUAUGAACCUCGAUGCACCCCCUACUGGCCCCAUUCCCUCCUCUGGGGCGUUGCUAGCUUGUUACCGGAGUCGGUGAUCGAUUCAUGGCGGCUGGGAUUUUGCCUCGGCAUUAGGAAGAGGGGGCAGCUCAAGGACUCGAGGAAGAACGAGUAGUGUGCGUAAAUCCCUCGGCUCUAUGGCUCGCGUGCGGGUCAUGCACAGAGCUUUGUGCUUGUUCUGUCUGCGAGAUUUUCGUCUUUCCAAAAGUGUAUGAUCUUCGAAAUCCAUGGCUUUCGAUGUUUGUUUUGUGUUAGCACGCUUUGGUGGGAUGAAUUGUUCUUGACUCUUUCGUCUUAUGAUUUGCAUCGCUCUCUCUCCCUCGACUAGCAAAGAACAAAAGACGAAAACAUUUUGUGAGGAAAAUGUUGUUAACUGUAUCUUCAUUUAGUGUAUUGAACAUCUCGAAUUUCAUA